Molecule: messenger RNA, 864 nt
Organism: Dissoconium aciculare CBS 342.82
Lineage: Eukaryota; Fungi; Ascomycota; Dothideomycetes; Mycosphaerellales; Dissoconiaceae
Exons: 2
Coding region: 1-864 (287 amino acids)
Source: RefSeq, a predicted model, not a curated record
AUGGCACCAAUACGGCGCUAUCUCAGGAUAACGAAAUAUUCGGUCCUCGAGGUGCGCAUCUACCUUUCGAAACCUUCCGACAUCGCGUGGCUCCUCUCUUCACGCGAUCCGGUACUUCCUCGCAUCAUCCAAGAAGUCCGGCCAAAGGUGCUGCCCAAGCUGCGCGAGGAAAACGAGAACGCCAAAAAGAAAGGGAGCAAGAAGAAGAAAAGAGGCAUCAAGGAUGUAGCUAGUCAGGAUGACUUUGAAGUGUCCAUUUUCCUCAAGGAGACUUCCACGCGCCACUCCUUGCUCACCAAGCAAAAGAUUGCAGGCGAUAAACCACGGUUGAAAUCUACUGGAAACAAGCUCACCAGCUGGAUGAACACUAAAGACGAUCCGAUCACUAUAGAGGCCGAUGCGCCGGCACAUAGGAUCUUGCAAGAGGAGGACAAUGAAGAAGAUCUUGUCGAGCUUGCGAGCAUUCCUCCACCCGUGACGGGCAACAAGCGAAAGACCCCAGACCCAGAGGAGGAUGAUGCGCUGUUCGUGAGCUCCAGCGACGAGGAGACUUUUGCGACACAGAGGGCGGCACCGAGGAAGCGUAGAAGAGUUGAUGAUGCUCAGGCGACUGAUGACGAGGGACCUGAGGCAGGUGGCGACGACGACAAGAAGAAGCUCGCAUUAAACACUUCAUAUGAUGGCUUCAGCAUCUACGGGCGAAUACUCUGCUUGAUUGUCACACGCAAGGGACAAAAGAAGGAUUCGGGCGCAAAGGGCUCUGUGGCAGACACAUCGGCUCUUGGUGGCAGCCAAAUGAUGGAACAAUGGGUCAGUACACAAGCCGCACAGGAGAACGCUCUUCUCGAGGAUGAUGAAGGCUGA